Messenger RNA from Ananas comosus (pineapple), 1033 nucleotides. RefSeq lists its product as uncharacterized. Bases 209 to 937 code for a protein of 242 amino acids. Gene Ontology annotation, molecular function: single-stranded DNA binding; 5'-tyrosyl-DNA phosphodiesterase activity. Lineage: Eukaryota; Viridiplantae; Streptophyta; Magnoliopsida; Poales; Bromeliaceae. Gene Ontology annotation, cellular component: cytoplasm; PML body. Gene Ontology annotation, biological process: double-strand break repair. The transcript has 3 exons. The record is from RefSeq and is a predicted model, not a curated record.
GGUCUCUUGCGAAGCUUUUCUCAAAAGCGAAGAAUAAGAACCAAAUUAAGCUAGCUUUGACUAUUGCUUCGUGCUCAAGUAGUACGCCUGUGUGUAUAUAGUUCAGUUCUCUUGUUGCUUAAUUGCGGAGCUUUUCUCAAAGAGAAAAAAUAAAAGCCAGAUCGAGCUAUAUAUAUCCAGGUGAGAAGAGAGAGGGAGAGAGAGAGAGAUGGGCAAUUCUGCGAGCUCUUCCCAGCUCCCGGCCGGAGCCGACGGCCGGGGUGGUGUCGCUCGGAGCAGUAAAUCCGAAGAAGAAAACGAUGCGGCUUCGUCGUCGGUGGCUGUCAGAGCGGCCGUGAAGGUCGGCACAGCGGUGGCCAGGACUGUCCUGAUGGUGUGCGGCGCCUGCAGCUCCGCAAAUUCUCUGAGAUCGGAGCAUCCGAUCGAGGAUGAUCGCCACCGCCGUGACAUGCUCGGCACGGCCGGCGAGAUAGGAGUCGAAGAAAUAUUUGGUGGUGGACGAAAAGACAUAGCAACUUUGACUGUUGCUGAGGAUCGUUUCUAUCAGCUUGGUGGCGAGGGGCGUGGCAUAGGUGGGGGAUACAGUAGGGGCAGCGGAGGUGACGAUAUUGGCGACACAACAGAAGAGGAUGGCAUAGGAGGAGGAGUCGGCGGCAGCAGUCGAGAUAGCGGCAUGACGGAGUGGGAUGGCAUAGAAAAAGAAGGGGGUGGCAUAGAAAAAGAAGGGGAUGGCAUAGAAAAUAGAGGAUUUUUUUUUUCAGUGAAAAAUUACCAGAAGAGUGCUCCAAGAAUCAUAACAUUCAUGACUUAUAAUGUUUGGAAACAAGAAGGGAAGAAUUUGCAAGAAAGGAUAAAAAAAAUUGGCAGUCUUGUAGAAAAGCAUUCCCCGGAUGUAAUUUUCUUUCAGGUAUGUAGAACUUUUCCAUAUGAAAUUUGAGCAAUGCUAAAAAUACACUCAUCUUAGGGUGGAGAGUUUUUCAUUAGUCAUAUUGAUGUUACUAGUAAAAAUCAUUCUAUCUUACAUGAAUGAAGU